Messenger RNA from Sesamum indicum (sesame), 4297 nucleotides. Its product is annotated as lysM domain receptor-like kinase 3. Gene Ontology annotation, molecular function: ATP binding; transmembrane receptor protein kinase activity. NCBI's taxonomy places the organism in Eukaryota, Viridiplantae, Streptophyta, Magnoliopsida, Lamiales, Pedaliaceae. The record is from RefSeq and is a predicted model, not a curated record. Gene Ontology annotation, biological process: innate immune response; protein phosphorylation.
ACAAUACAAAAUUACCCUAUCAAAGAGGAAGUACAAAAUUGCUACAUUUGAAUGUUAAUGAGGGGUAAAAUUAAAAAAAUUGUAUAAUUUUUUUUGCUAAUGUCAGGAAUUUUCAUUUGGACAGAAAGAGGGUUGGAUGUAAACGGUAAAUUUUUAGAGGGGAUUUAAGAAUAACUUUAAAGUUUUUUUUUGAGGAAAAGUAUAAUUUCGUACUUUAAGAGGGAGAUAUAGAUGUAAUUAACUCUAUUUUAAAAGUAGUAUUUGAUGUGAAUGAAGAGUGUUAUCCCACUAUUAAUAAAAUUAGAAAAGAAUAAUAUAUUUUAGUGCCGUUGCACCUAAUACACAUCUUCUUUGGAUUAAUAAUCAGAAUUGACCAACUUUUCAUUGUCUUAAUCUAACAAAUCAUUAAUAUAUACUUAGGAUUUUUCGACACUGCCAUCAGUCAUUAUAAAAAAUUUCAACAAUGUUCGGCUCCAACACUAUAGUUGACCUAGUCUUCUAAUGCAAAAAUACCUGAACUCUUACGUACUUAAAUGGAGCGUCUCUAACAGAACAUGGCCGUUCAGUUUGAAAAUCAAGAUCCCUUUAUUCAAUUCGAUCAGCCUUGUACAAAAUCUCAACAUGGACGACUACAACUAUGUCAAGAACCUCGUACUCAUGCUGCUUCUGUUUCUGAUAAUCAGUGGUCCUUCAGGCAAAGCGGAAUCAGGUGAAGAGAAAGACAUGUUUAGGUACCAGGGUAUGAACGAAAAGCAGCUCGUCGGGGCAGACGAAUGGAUGGAGCCUAGAAGAGUAAAGCCACCUUCACCACCGCCGCCUCUGAAUAGACUCCCAACUCGAUACUAUGGACAAGCAUCUCUAUCGCCACCUCCUCCAAGUUAUGCUUAGUACUACUACAGAGGAAAUAUUUUCCAUAUCACAAGAAGGGCGUUUGGACUUUUUCCCAAAUUUAAGGCAUCCUCGUAAAACAUGACAUACAAAAUUCACUAUCUUUUGUAAUAUGCUAUCCGUCGCCACAUGCUGCCCCCUGUAAGUAUAAUAUUUUAAGUUUAAGUUUAAAUAAAAAAAAUCUUUUAAUUAUAAAUGAAUUGGCAAUUGAAUUUCCGUGCCUUCAAUUGAUAUUUAACAUGAUUUUCUACAAUUAAAUAAAAAAGACAUGAUUUCUACGAUCCAAUAAUGAAUUGUAAUAGACAUAUACUAUUGAAAUGAUUAUCGUAAAUUAAUUUGGUAUCUAUUAUUGAAAUGAUUAUCGUAAUUGGUUUGGUAUCUAUAUAUAUUGAUUUAUGUUUUCCUAUUUUUUUAAUUAUGAAAUAUUUGCAGAAAAUAUUAACCCAUAAGGAUUCAGUCAUAUGUACACAAAUUAAAAAAAAUUACAUACGAGUCUUUUUCCCCAAAAAGCAAUAUGAAAAGGAAAAAAAAAAUACGGGUAUUAAUCAAUAAAUCAUCGAUUACUGAAUUAGGUUAUUACAGUGCUUGUUACAAUCGUACAUUAAUAAUCUAAGAUGCGUAUGAGUAUGUGUAGGGUCUCUUAUCGAUUGAGUAGGGUAUGAGUAUACGUAUGAAGGUUAUUUUUUGGAUAUGAGUAGGGUAAUAUCCUACCUAUUGACAAGCCUAUUUGAAAUCAUGCUAUGUUUUUUAUUUUUGUUGACAUAUAUACAUUAUAUGUGUAAAAUAUUUUUCUAAAUAAAAUAAAUAACAUAAUAUAUUAAUUGGAAUGACGUGAAUCGAAAUAAAAAAUUCAAUGUGUGGAGACAUAGUCAUGUAGCAGCCUGACCUGCUCCGUCGACCAUUAUCGUUUUCUCAGCCGGCUGAGGUGAAAUUCUUUCCUUUUCAAAAAUUGAGCUGAUUGAUUAAUCAUCACAUACACAAAAUUAAGAGAAAUAUGGUUUACUUGUUUAUCAAAACUGUACCUGUCGCGAUUUGACUCAUUGGUAUAAGAUAAGAAUGUCAGGUUGCACAAAAUCUGAAACACUACUGCGCAAUUGCAAAUUAUUAGAAAAAUUACAGCAGGUAGUUUGCCUGGAUUCACCUGCCUGUUCAGAUUCCGACAGGAAAAUGUGGCCCCUAGGCCUGUGUUGUGAACAUCGACAAACUUUUGUUACUAUGAUAACUUUCAACUCUGAACCAUACGAGGAAGGCCUAGUUAUCAGCAAUAGAAUAUAAACCUCUACAUAACUUGUAUAUAUAACUCACAAUUUGUCCAAUCAUUACCAUAAAAACGAAGAGGAUUUGAGACGGAACAAAGUAACAAACAUGUAAUGACAAAGGGAAGAGGCCAUCACCAGUAUUUCUUGCACUCCUUUAUUGUGAUUUCUUCCCUUUUCACAAUGCUCAUUACAUUCGAAGACUUUGAUGGCUUGCAAGAAUUGUAAUCCUCUUUUCUUUCUCCUUGUACAAAUCUUGUUCAUGACAACUUCUGCUGAGAAACACAUGCACCCUUUCACUUGUUCAGACAAGAUCCAGUCGUGUAGUGCUCUUCUAUACCAGCACAACGGUUUCCAGAGAAAUGAAAUUGCCUCCUUGUACUCUGUCAACGCGUCGGAAAUUAAGCCUGCCUCGUAUGCUAACAAACAAGAUUACCUCGUACCGGUGAACUGUUCUUGCAAGAAUGUUAACGGCACGGUUGGAUACUUCUAUGAUGUGGUUUACAAGCCGAAGCCUAAUGACACGUUUUAUGAUGUAACGAAUCAGAACUUCAGCGGGCAGGUGUGGGGUGUGGGAAUAGAUACGAAUCUCACUGCUGGAGUAGAGACAACCCUGCAUCUCUUAUGUGGCUGUGUGGAUGAUGACUCCCAAGUAGUCGUGACUUAUACAGUUCAGCCGCAUGAUACUGUCUCCACUAUUGCAACUCUACUCUCUGCUGAAGUUGAUGGAAUUGAGAAUUUGAAUCCGUAUUUGGCUCCAAACCCGUCUUAUAUUGAUGUCGGGUGGCUCUUGUAUGUGCCUAUGGAGAAGUAUGGACUUCCUGCUCCAAAGAAAGAAAAGGCACACAAAUGGAUGAUAAUCGUUAGCUUACUGGCAUCCGUGACGUUACUUUGUAUGUGCACCCUAGGCAUAAUUCUUCUCAGGAGAAAGAGAAUACAACGGCUGAAAGAGGAAGAUCCAAAAGCUUUUGCAAAGAACUUGAGUAGCAAAGCUCAGUCCUUGCAGAAACAGUACACUCAUAAAGACAACAUGGAAGAGAUCACAGGCUUUGAGUCGGAGAAACCAACAUUGUACAGUAUUGAAGAGAUUGCAGAGGCCACAAACGACUUUGAUGAAACUAGGAAAAUCGGACAGGGGGGUUAUGGAAGUGUGUACUAUGGGAUAAUAGGAGAGAAGGAAGUUGCAAUCAAGAAAAUGAGAUCUAACAAGUCCAAGGAGUUUCUUGCUGAGCUCAAGGUCUUAUGUAAGAUCCAUCACAUCAAUGUGGUGGAGCUGUUGGGCUAUGCCAGCGGAGACGACCACCUCUACUUGGUCUAUGAGUAUGUCCCAAAUGGUUCUCUCAGCGACCAUCUUCACGAUCCGUUAUUGAAAGGUCACCAGCCUCUGUCUUGGAAUGCAAGAACACAGGUUGCACUUGAUGCUGCGAGGGGUAUCGAGUACAUACAUGAUCACACAAAAGCUCGAUAUGUCCACCGUGAUAUAAAAACAACAAACAUCCUUCUUGAUGAAGGGCUCAGAGCAAAGGUCGCAGAUUUCGGAUUGGCAAAGCUUGUUGGUAGAACCAAUGAAGAUGAGCUAAUAGCAACUCGGCUGGUUGGAACCCCUGGAUAUCUUCCUCCUGAGUCUGUUAAAGAGCUGCAGGUGACUAUUAAGACCGACGUUUUUGCUUUUGGGGUAGUUCUUGCAGAGCUAAUAACCGGCCAACGUGCGCUCACCCGCGACAACCAGGAGCCAAGUAAAAUGAGAUCACUCAUCACAGUAUUAAACAGCAUCUUCAAGGAAGAAGAUCCAGCGUCUGCAUUGGAACUCAUUAUAGAUGGAAAUUUGAAAGGCAACUAUCCUCCAGAAGAUGUAUACAAGAUGGCUGAGAUUGCAGAAUGGUGUCUAAGCGAAGAGGCGAUAGACAGGCCAGAGAUGCGUGAGGUGGUCGUUGCGCUGUCAAGAAUCAGAAUAUCGACAAUUGAGUGGGAAGCAUCACUGGGAGGGAGCAGCCAGGUCUUCAGUGGAGUUUUCAGUGGCAGAUGAAGGACUCAAGUUAUCUUUGCUUGUUUUUUUUCUAGUUUAAUGAUCUCUAGACAUAGAAAAAACAGAGAGUCAUCUAACAAAUCUGCAUCUUCAUAUGCAAUGUGUAACAUUACAUUUUCUUCUCUUC